CGCGUGUUUGACUUGUCUUUUACCUUGCAUGACUUUGUCUGUUACUCUGUUCUGUUUUGCUUACAUUACUAUUUGAUUUCCUUAUUCUUCCUCUCUUUUGCAGGCCGUAUUUCACUUACUGGAUCUCAUUCGUUCAAACCACAGUCCUCAUUAUAACCCUCGCUGUGUAUGGUUUUGCUCCAGUCGGGUUUACCGUCUCAGAACAAGUCGCUAGGGUGAGCUCUUCAACUCCGAAACUACAGGGUGUAUUUGACAGCAGUAUAUAUAGUCUCGAAUUAAUGAAUGCGUGAAAACACAAGGUCUUCUGCACACGGGAAUUUAGGAUAACUUCUAUUUGUGUGAACAAAUACACAACUCAAAGAAAAAUGUUUAAAGUAAACAUUAUUCAAGUCUGCAUAAGAUAUAAAAUGGGCCAGCUUACUGCAGAGCAACGAAUAUUUAAAAGGUUAUUGGCAGGGGUUUCAGAAUAAACCGGCGGCCGGCGGAGUUCCGCCGGCUACUUGAACUUUUACCGCCGGCUACUUUUCGUCUGGUCACAGGAAAAAUGUUAUAUACUAAGGUAGAAACGAACCAACACGAUGUUUGUUAUGUUCCAAUUGGAAUUCAAGUAGGCCUCGAAUUUCCCUGAAAUCAAUCGACGGCAAUGGCGUUAAAAAUCGCCGUAGAACGUAACAGCUGUCUACGGCAAUUUUGUCAGUUUCCAAAAUUCCACGGCAUUUUUUCAAAUUAUUGUAAUAAAAAUUUAAUUUGAUUAGUGUUACUUUGGAUUGCUGACAAGCUAGAAACAUGUUUACGUAUUUCUUUAGUGUUUUUUUUUUUCGAAGAAAACUGAGACUAAAAGUCUAAAAUAGUAAUUUACGGAAAAUUUGAUCAACAUCUGAAUUCAAGUAUCAAAAUAGUAAUGCACAGUGAACAGUUUAAAAAUUAUACUAUACGGCAAAAAAAAAAAUGCAGUCGUUGCCGCAAUGAUCCACGGCAUUUUGUUCUCUCUCUACGGUAAUUGGCGCGAUAUGAAAUUCAAGCCCUGAAUUCGAGCAAAACAUCACUUAUUUUGGAAGAUCAAUAAGAUAAAUUAUAAUACAUAGUACCAAACAUAGCAAAAGAAAGAAAAAGUGAUAAAGUGAAGUUCAUUACGUACAUAUAAGUAUAACAUCAUUUGAUUAAUGAUUUCGGACUCGUAAAUUAAUACUAUUCCUGUAGUGUACAUUGUCAUUUGCAUUUAUACAGGUAAGUGACAAUGUCAAUACUUUAAUGUCGUUAUAGUGACAAUGUCAAUACUUUAAUGAACAGAAAGACAUCUAAAUCUAACAUGUUAACAGUUGUACUUUGUCUUUUUACUUAUUCUAUAUUAUUUGAUUGUUAAUUUGCGAUUUGCUAUAUUAUUGGAUUUGUUAAUUUUUAAAUUUUCAUGCGAGGGCACGCUCCCCUCCCCGCGCGAUUUUUUAACUAUCAGUCACAGCCGGCUACUUUUUUUGGUACAACCUCCUACUUCAAAUCAUUCUGAAACCCCUGUAUUGGCUAAUUUGAAUUUGAAAGGUUGUUUACACCCUGUUUUUAUACACCCUGUAAAACUAAACUAAACUGCAGUGUGUAUAAAAAAAACUGACCCCUUUCAAAUUUAAAUUAGCUAUAACGUAUUGUAGUAAUUUGACAGCUCUAAUUGCUUUGAAUUAAUGGUUAGGUUGUUUGGGUAAAAACACAAGGUCUUGUACUCAUGGGACAAAACUCAAAGAAAUAAAAAUUGGAAAAUUUAAAAGAAAUACAGUAUUUCUUUUAAAUUUUCUAAUUUUUAUUUCUUUGAGUUUUGUCCCGUGAGUACAAGUGAGUUCUUACCCAACCAUUAAUUCACGUGAGUUCUUACCCAACCAUUAAUUCAAAGCAAUUAGAGCUGUCAAAUUUAUUCAAUACGUUAUAGCUAAUUUGAAUUUGAAAGGGUUCAGUUUUUUUUAUACACACUGUAGUGUAAUUUACAAAAGCAGUAAUUGGUUUACAUAUCUUAUAAUAUUUUUUUAUUUUUAUCACUUUAUUUCGUACGUUUUAGGUUCACAGAAGCCGUGGUGGUUACUUGUCAGAAGAGAAAGUUGCAACUGAAUUUCCGGACAACUUUUGGAUUGGCCCUUCAAGAGUAAGUCAGUGAUGACCGGGUAUCCCCCCAAAAAUACUGGACACUGUUUGAAUUCAUGUGACGUAUAAAAGCUAUGAAAGCUAUCACAACAUGCUUUUAGCCAGGGUCCUGAAAGAGGGCGUCCAAUUUUGGUAUAACGAAACAUCUACAGUAAAGAGGGUUGAGAAAACGUUCCUUUGGAAAAUCUUUGAAGUUUACGUUACUUCAUGUCAGUAUCUGUUCCAAGCUCGUUCGAAAUUUUUCAAACACACUUGGCUUUGUGAGUUUGUGCCGCUAUGCUUCUUUACUUAAAGAUGAUGUCCACUCCGUUCUGCGCAUCAGUUCUGCUCAUAAGAAAGGGGGACCCCCAGAUAUGAAUAUUGCCCAAAUUUUGCAUCUUUCGAACUUUUUUGAAUUGAAACGUAGAGUUUAUAUUCAUUUACAAGCAUAGCGAACCAGAAAAGUGUUAGAUAUUCAGUUAGUAUAUCAUAUUUUACAAAUAUAGCAGUUCAAAAUGUAAACAAAGUUUGUGCAUGUGCACAGGGGUGGACAUCAUCUUUAACUACGACAUUUUCAUUCAGCAUGCAGGUACAACAUCAUAUUGAUCAAAAUGUCAAAUACAUAAUAACAAUGAGAAUUGAAGCUAUUUCGUUUCAGAUAUAUUAAUAUACUUUGGGAAAUAAUUGAAAAUAAUUUCCCUUUCCCCCAGAAUUUGGGUGUCCAAAGGCGUCCACUUUUCGUUCUGGGGCGUCCCAGGACGCCUGGACGCCCUUCUGGCUAAAAGCCUGUAUCACAAUGAAAUAUAGAUCAUUGCAUUCAGAAAGGACUAUCUUAGAUUUUGAUAUAUAGCACUUUAAUUUACAUGCAAUAUUGUUGCAUUACGCAUCGUUGCCGGGGACAUUUGAAGCUCUGGAUUAACAAAAUAAAGGUUACAACUAUGUUUUAACUUAAAUAGAAUACAUGAUAGUGUUGGGAAAGCAUUAAAAACCGUUAAGGAAAAAAAAAUAUGUGGGUUUCCUAUUUCUUCUUGUAAAAACUUAGGUAGGGUAGGUCGGUUUCAACUUUUUUAAAAAUUUUUUUUUAAAUUUUCCUAACAAUCGGAUGCCGUGUUUGUUGUUUAGUCAGUGCUUCCACAUCCAAAGAUAGAUUUCCCUAAUAUUGCCUCAAAUUUCCAUUUUCUACAAAUGUUUUCCUCUAAGUGGAAACACUUACAAGCAUGAUCCAAUAAAAAGGUUAGGGUCGGGAUUUCGGCGUCCAAAAGUUAGGUAGGGUCGGGAAACCGGAAACCCACAUAUUUUUUUUUGGCCUAACCAAGGUCGCAUCACUGCCAACUCUCGUGCACUCUCAUCUGGGCUUAACGUGCUAAAUUUGGAUUAGCUUUUUUAUACGCUCUGUAUAACUAUUUCACCAUCCAGGACGCCCUGAUUCAGCUUGGAGCGAAGUACGCGCCUUGCAUGAGGAAGGACAAAGAAUUGCAACGUUUGUUGGACAAAGAGCAUCAGGAAGAAGCCGAAACUGGAUGCUGUAUUGGAACUGAUCAAAAUGGUUGUAUACAAACCUCUCAAGACCAAUGCAAGGUAGGAAACCCAGUAAGGAUCCUCUUUUAUUGAUCCAGUGUUGCUACAGGAGGAUAACCUAAACUAACUUUAUUUAUACUGGAUAGCUCUAUCAGUUCUAAACUGUUCUCCCUAGAGGUCCAGUAAGGGUCAUCUCUUGUUGAUCCAGUGUUACUACAGGAGGAAACCUAAACUAACUUUAUUUACACUGGAUAUCUCUAUCAGUUCUAAACUGUUCUCCCUAGAGGUCCAGUAAGGAUCCUCUUUUAUUGAUCCAGUGUUGCUACAGGAGGAAACCUAAACUAACUUUAUUUAUACUGGAUAGCUCUAUCAGUUCUAAACUGUUCUCCCUAGAGGUCCAGUAAGGGUCAUCUCUUGUUGAUCCAGUGUUACUACAGGAGGAAACCUAAACUAAACUAACACUUCUUUAUUAUGGUUAUUUUCUCAUUUCUUGUUCAGAAAACAUUUUCUACUUUACGCAAGUACACGCAGACCAACACAUCCAGAGCUGUUUGUGGGCAAGACCCCAUGUAAGUAGACGUGCUUUAGUCUGCGAACAGGCUCUUUUAGUCGAGUGCAGGUUAGCCGUCCCAAGAGAUGGGUAAAUGUCAACAUUUUGAGCUUCUCGCUCAUAGAGAUUAUAAAUAACACUAGACAUGACGAGAGGAGGCAUCGAGUUUAAAAAUUAGGAACGCAGCUAAUGGGGGGCAAAUUCAAGUCCCGGAUAUAAAAUCGUGCCCUCAUUGGCUGAUUUGAAACUCGUCACCAAUAGGAACACGAAUACACAUCCGGGACUUGAAUUUGCCCCCCAAUAGUCGCGUUCCCUUUUUUUACUGAAUUAAGAUUACAAUGCCUCCUCUAGUGUUUUUAUAAUCUAUAUGAGUGCGCCUCAGUUGUUAGUUACGUCAUAGUUUAUUAGUAUGUACUGAAUUUUAUAGCGCGUGUGUUGAUCCACCCUCAGUAGAGCCAAACAAAUGGCCUCCGUACGACAUUACCAAGUGGCCGGUAAGUAAUAGACGGGGCUCAAAAUAACGGGAGAUAGGUCCCCUGUGAAAAUGACCGGUCAACAUGAUUUUAGCUCGGUCAAAAUAGGCUGGAUCGAUAUACCGGAUAUAUCCGAUAUACCGGUAUUUGUUUAGAUACCGGUUUGGCGAUAUUGACAAUUUAAAAAUACCGAUAUACCGACAUUUCUGUAUUUUGCUGCCUAAUACCGAAAUGAAACGCUCUUUCAAGUCAAACUUGCUUACAAUCACGUUUAGAAAGCAAAGUUAAUACUCACAGAUGCAUGAUUUUGUUCUUACAGUUCUAGCGGCUUUGGUUUAGCAAUACCAGACGUCUUGUUUAUUAAAUCGCCUUAAUCGGAAAUAUAAAAAUGGCGAAAUUUUUAAAGGAAAAUUUCGACAAAAAAGAAAACUUUGAUUUUGGAAGGUGGAAGUACUAGCAUUUGCAAAGUAGCGAAAACCUUUCCUGGCUUUUCAAGUUUUUUUUACAUGCUUGCUAACUUGUUUAUGUGUUAGUUUUAAAAAUGCAACGUUUUUUAUGUUUAUAACUAUUAGCAGCUUACUGAAACACUAUCUGAAUUUAUAUACAAAACGAAUAUUUUUCUGAAUAAUUCAACACUUCGACGCCCAAUCGACGGCCUACUAAUAAUUGCCGCUUAGCGCUGUUAAUUGUUAACAUAGCUUGAUAAUGCGAAUCUUGUGACAUUUGCACUAAUAACAGUAUGUGCCACACUAAUAUUUUGUCAAAAAUUGAUUUUUCUUGACGGUCAGCACUUCAGUUUGGCUUAAAAAAAACACGUUAAAAAUACCGGAAUACCGGUAUUUACCGGUAUUCUGAUGGCAGUAUAUCGGUAUUCGGUAUUUGCGAUAUCGAUCCAGCCUAGGUCAAAAUCCGGUCAUUGAUACGCUUACACUAACAGUAAAGCAAACUAUUAGAAACUUGUUGCGAUACAUCAUAAUUUCAUGUUGUAAUUCAAGACGUCAGCAAUCACAUUGGAAGGCAUGAAAAUGUGGCCAGUCAAGAGGCAUUUUUGACCGGCCGUUGCCUGGACUAAUAGAUAUUUUGACCUUAUUUGGGCCGAUUACAUGGAGCGAGUAAAUGGGAGUUGUUCCAGCUACGGUAUAAGGAAGUUAACUUUUGAACGGUCUUGCAAAUCCCUUGAGGGAAUUUGCAAUGUUGCUAAAAGCCGAUUAAAUUUUCCUCAGUUCCUGUUAGACGUUCUUAACUUCCUGUUACAAGUUCCCAACUUCCUGUUGUGUUCUGCACGUUGCAAUUGGCUAACAAAAAUAUUCCAUCAAUAACAACGCUCAGAACAGAACAGGAAGUCGGGAAAUUAAAACAGGAAGUUAGGAAAAUUUAAAAUGAAGUUUGUUUGCAUUGCAAUAAGUGCAACAGCCGAUAUGAACAUUGCAAAUUCCCUCAAAGAGUUUUUCAAAUUUGCAAAACUAAUGAGGAAAUUUUCAACGUGUGUGAUUUUUUAGCCCGCUUUGCUGGGACAACUCGGCAGAAUCCAAUUACAUAGAGAGAAUGCGUUAUUUUCUACUCGACUAACCGAGUUAUCUCGGUUGUCAACAGGUGAGAUCCCGGCUAGGCAAGUUGGCCCGUUUCUCAUUUAAUCGCAUUAUUGUUUUUAAUAGUAUUUACUAUUGAAGCCGCGGUAUCGGUAAAAUUGUCCCACCUAGGCUAGCCGGAACAACUUGGCCCAUGUAAUCGGCCCUGCUAAAUGGCAAACUUCUUAGGACAAUUUCUGUAUUAAAAUUGAAGCAUGUAGUAGCUACUUAGUUGUCGAAAACCUGCAGAACAUACCUUCAAAUGCGAUUAGCGGUUUGCCGUAAAGGUCAAUCUUAAAGUCUUUACUCUUUAGGAGGAAAUUUUUUUGUAUGCUACGUAUUAACACGCGCUCAAAACUAAUGAGUGUACCAGUACUUGCUGUUAUGACUAUACAUCCAACAUUUUUAUUUUUCGAUACGUUUCUCAAUCGGCAAACAAACUUAAAAAGUAUGUUUAGUCUUUUAUCUGUAAAAUAAUGCCAAAAUGAAGAGUUUUAGAUGGUACGCCAAAGAGAAAAUGAUGUCUGAAGUUCAGCAGGUUUGGCUUAUAUGACUGUAAAUAUGGCGUCAUUUUCAAAGCGUCAUUGAUAAUUGUAUUUUAAUUGACAAUUUUUUGCUAUUAUUUUAUGUUUCUCAACUGGCAACUAAUGCAUUUAAAAAGGUUGCUAACUGUAUAAACUAGAGAAUAAAGUUAAAACAAAGCAAUUUUGAGAUGCACGCCAAAAAUAUUUUCGGUUUUGAACACUUUCUAUCGCAAAUACGUGACAUAGAAAAAAAUUGCCUCUUAAUUAUACUAGGAAUUAAACGUCGAGAUGAAACGCAUCAAACACGUCCAAACUCAUGUUGUCUGUGGGAAUGAUUUUGGAUGAGUACAUUUUAUUUUUCUUGUAAAGAUUUGUAAAAAAUUAACAGAAGAAUCGAAGAACGACACGACGUCGCCUCACUUGAAUUGUAAGAUAACUGGUCGGCCAUGUUGCAUACGUGACCAGGCUGAGUGCCGUAUCGUUAGCCAGGAAUAUUGUGAGUUCCUGAAUGGCGUCUAUCACGAUGAGGCCACAUUGUGUUCACAGGUGAGUAAAUAAUGGUUUCAUCUAAAAAAGUUAGGGAACUUGAUACAGACAUAAAUAGUCAUUCCGAAGUUGAUGAAAGGACUGGGGACGAAUGUUAAAAAGUGCCCAAGUUAAGAAAUCACUAAAAAGACCACCUCAAAGUAUACAAAGUUUGAAGACAUUUACAUGAAUACCCUUCGAACAAUAAGCUUUCGAAAAUCGCGAUAUUUACUAUGAAAUGUACUGUAAUUUUUGUUUUUGGGAACGCGCGUCCCAAAACUUUUAAUCAGUAAUUUCACAAUUUAUUAUUCGAAGGGUAUUCAUGUAAACGUCUUCAAACUUUGUAUACUUAGGAACCGGUCAUUAUUUAUGGUGGGGGGGUGGCACCGAAGAGAAAUGUUUUUCGUGGCAAACAUUUUGCUGACCCAACUAUUAUAAAGUCAAAAAUUUGAUUACCCAACCUCAAAUAUCAAUUAAAAAAUAAAUACCCAUUCAGUUAUCACAUAUCUCCUUUACCACUUCUGUGACACGAGUUUCAAUUAAACGGCUUGUGAAAUUUUCUGCACAUGUACUUUCUUUGUUGUCUGCACAUAUACUUUCUUUGGAGACAUGCACCAUUUGUCUACCAAACGAUUCACAUAUUGUAUUGACAUAUGACUGCUGACACUCUAAUUGAUUCACAUAUUGUAGUGACAUACGACUGUUGACAUUGCUUUUCAGUCUCCAAUAUCAGUGAGUCAUGUUUUGGAAAUGACAAUAAAUUUUCAUUACCAAACCCUUGCAUUGUUUUGGUUUUCAUUUACCCAACCUUUUACUUACUCAAAAUUUUGUUUACCCAACCUUUUUCUCUUCGGUGCCACCCCCCGCCAUAAAUAAUGACCGGUCCCUUACUAAUUUUGAGGUGGUCGUUAUAGUGAUUUUGGUUCAUUUCUUAAUUUGGACACUUUUUAACACUCGUCCCCAGUCCACUCAUCAACUUCGGAAUGGCUAUAUAGACCCAUCCUCGUUCCCAGGGCUUCUCGGCUGCCUGCGUUGCAGCCGAGAAGCCCUGGGAACGAGGAUGAUAUAGACCUCAUUAUCUAUGUUUUUGUUUGGUUUAUGCUAAAAAAUAGUCGGUUCAUCGUCGCGUGUGUAUUGUAUUUUCGCCAGAGCAACCAAUAGCUAUGUUUUCGUUUAACCAUUGUGUAAUAUCACGACUGGGUAAUUAAACCAAAACAUUGCUAUUGCUUCAAUUUGGUUGGUUAUGCGAAAAAACAAUACACACCUGACGAUGAACCGACCAUUUCUUGCAUAAACAAGACAACGUAGAUAAAUGAGGUCUAUUAUAAUGUUUGUGAUGUUACUCUGAGUGUAUAUCCACACCAGACAGGCUUGAAAAAUAUGCCUGGCCACGGUGGGAAUCGAACCUACGACCUUUGGAAUACUAGCCCAAUGCUCUCCCAACUGAGCUACGCAGUCAGGUCGGUUCGAGUAUGUGAUAUGUCGGAACGGAGUCUAUUUCCUUCGACAUCAAUGUAAUCUAAUAAUCAUUAACCAAAAAAAAUCAUGAUUAUUAGAUUACAUUGAUGUCGAAGGAACUAGACUCAGUUCCGAAAUAUCACAUACUCGAACCGACCUGACCGCGUAGCUCAGUUGGAAGAACAUUGGGCUAGUAUUUCAAAGGUCGUAGGUACGAUUCCCACCGUGGUCAAGCAUAUUUUUCAAGCUUACCCGGCGUGGAUAUACACUCAGAGUAACAUCACAAACAUCCUAUUCACCUGAGUACGUAACACCAACACAGAAAAAAUCGAGGUCUAUGUAUUAUGUCUGCAUCGAGUUCCUUCUAGCAAUAUCGUGCAGCAGAUGAUGGGCAACCUGCAGUUAUCAGAGCGAAAAAUAAUAUUGAAGAAUUCAGUUUCAUUUGUUUGAUUUGGUGAGCACGAACGUGUCGGUUGUUUGCUCUUGUUGUCAAGUGUUUCCCUUCAGGAAAUAAAGCCAUUCCGUUGAUUGAUUGUUCUUAUUCAGCCUUUGCCGAAGUGACGUCAUUGAUUUCUUAACUUCACGUAAUAUUUCCGCAUGACUGCAAGACCCGAAUAUAAGGCCUGUUUCAUACAUCUCACUAUCGUCGAAUUUAAUUCAGACGAAUUUAAUUGAACGAAUUAAAUGCGACGGUAGUACAUCGUAUGAAACGAAUUAAAUUCGUCCGAUGAAUUAAAUUCAUCCAAGACGUUUUAUCCGUCAUGGUCAGACGGAUACAACGUCUGCAACGCGUCUUCGUUUCAUACGACGUGUUAUCGUUGUGUCGAAUUAAAUGCAUAAAUUAUGUUAAAGUCUGUUUCUCUCUUUCUGAUCUCGUGGUUUUUACUUCCGGGUAGUCCAUGAUCGCUAGACAUGAAAUGAAUUCGUCUGAAUUAAAUUCGUCGUUUGAAACGAAACCAUUUUAGUGUCGAAUUAAUAAGGAAUUUAAUAACGAAUUAAAUUCGUCUGAAUUAAAUUCGACGUAUGAAACAGGCCUAAGUGUCAAUAUUUUUGCAGGUGACCAGUGGUGCCGCCAGGAUUUUUUUUUUUGGGGGGGGGCGUGAUAAUUUGUGAAGUCACAAUUCUAGAGGUGUCCGGGGGCAUGCUCCCCCAGAAGGAAAUUUAGUUUUGAAUUUCAAUCUUGUUUCUGUUUUCCAGGUUGAUUGUCUGGGAGCUACGUGUGGUCUACUGCCAUUUCUACAUCCGGAAACUCCAGAUCAGAUCUAUAGAUUGUGGUUGUCGUUGUUUUUGCACGCCGGGUGAGUUUUGUAAACUUGUAGCAUCGGCUUCGGUGGCACAGUAGUCAGAGCAUGCGCCUUUCACCUCUGAGUUCGUGGGUUGGAUUCUCACAACAGACUCAUGUGAAAAGAGUCAGUCAACGCUCUGUCGAAAGUCGUGGGUUUUCUCCGGGCGCUCCGGUUUCCUCCCACAGGGAAAGUUGGUUUUUUUUAUUAUUAUUAAUGGUUUAAGAUACACACCUUCGCAAUAGAUUGAAUUAUGGUGCGUUUACAAAAUUGGUACGCUAUAUAUUUACAUAUAUAAAGAAUUAAGUUGCAUGCAUCAAGUCUAAAAAUCUUAUUGAAUUGCAUUAAAAUCAUCGUAAUUAAGUAUCAUGCUUAAGUUUCUUUACUAUAACUAUUAUAUAGAGCUACUGUACUGGGAAAAAAGCUACGGCGAUAUCUUUCUGUUCGGCAUUUUAUUGUUGUUAAUGUGUUAGAGUUUCUAAGUUCAUAAUCAUUUGAACUAGCCCUAGACAAUGGAACAUAUUUUGACAGUGGUCCUUCAAUUUCUAUGCGUUUCAUAGUAUUGAGGCAAUGUCGUUCUCGCCUUUCAUCCAAUCUGGAACACCCAAGUUGUGCUAAUGUUUCCCUAUAAGAGUAACCCGGUAAAAUGAUCCUCAGCGCUCGUUUUUGCACUCGCUCUAAAUCAUCGGCGAGGUACAAAGGUAGAGCAUGAUGCCAUACCACACAACAGUACUCCAGAACCGAUUGUAUUAAGGCAAAGUAUAUACUCAAUAAGUCUUCCGCCGGGACACCACCUCGUCGUAAUAUGCGGAUGAUAUAUAAGGGGUUAGGAUAAACACAGUUAAGAAAGUAAUAUCACAAUUUUUGUUGUAAAGAUAAAAUAGUCUAGGCUAAGUAUGUAAUUAGGUAAGCGUAAUACUUGAUGUAAAGCGCAUUUGAUCAGAUCCACAUGGAAAUUUGCACUAUAGAAAUGCUAAUCGCGACAAAGUGACGACAUGGUUGUUAUAAGACCAGGGGUCGGUUGUUCAAAGGUGGGUUAGCGCUAACCCUGGGUUAAAAGUUAACCUGCUGUUUUAGUUUGUGUAUUUCUGCACGUCUGUUUAUUUCAAAACUUCAGACAAGUAAACUCCUAUCGAUCCAGACAAGAUCUCUGAAGAAAUAUUUCCAAAUUUAUAGACAAGCUGUCAGCAAGUUUGCUUUGAAUUUUAGGUUAACCUAGGGUUAAGCUAACCCAGCUUUGAACAACCGGCCCCUGGUUAGGAAACCCGGCAAACUUCAAAGAAAUUACGCUAUAUGAACAAACAUGGAGGUUGAACAGUCAGUUUGACCCUGCAAAUAUUGGUUUUAAUCAAUGAGAAUUGACCAAACGAUGUAACACAAACAUUCUCCAUCGAAAAAUGGUGGUAAUACUUCGUUAUUUGCAAAAUAUGCCGUAAAAUAUAGCCCUGGUAGGCAAAACAAACGCUUGGUACCCAUUUCCUUCGCCAAGCUUUCUGAACUGAUUAUUGUCAAACAAUAGAAAGACAAAGGAUUUUUCAACCGUGACCUUGCACAAGGUACACAAUCACCUAAAACAAAGGGUUUCCAAACCAUGUCAUAUAUAUUAACUAUAUGGUGACGAUUAUCAAUCCAAUCACGUUUAGGAUUCUUCAUCUGUGCAUCACACUCGCAUUUCACUUCACAAUUCUCAAAGACAUGGAGAAGAUGGCGGGAUGGCAUAGAAUUGCCAUCAUUUACAUAUGCAGUGGGAUUGGAGGAAAUCUUUUGAGCGCCAUUGUUACUCCCUAUCAACCCGAGGUAAGAUUUCGAGAGGAGAAUUUAUUAUGUGCAACACCAACAUAAUCGUGGUAUGAUACAUAGGAGUAAAUGAACUUUUGAUUUAGGUGACUGAGUUAAAAAUGUCCUAAGACUAUUGUACAUGAGUUUUUGAUAAAGUCCUAUUAUACUCUAAAAACACUCUGGUUAAAUUCAACCAGGAAUUGGGUUAAUAAUCCACCCAACACGUUCUGGUUAAAUUUAACCCAUUUCCUGGUUAAAAAUUAUCAAUUCAACAAAAAUUUGAUACACUUUUUUGGACUUUUAACCAGGAAAAUGGUUAAUUUAUUUUAACCAGACUUGUGUAGGUGGAUUUUUAACCCCGUACUGGUUGAAUUAACCCAAAUUUAACCAGAGUGUUUUUAGAGUGUAAGGUUGAGCCUUGUUCAAACAAGGACGAAAGUUGCUCGCGUUUGGCUGCAAGCUCGAACUCAUCAACUCUGGAACAAUGAUACCAAGCAUUAGGAUGGUAUAUGUGAGUGAAUUAUAGGUAGCACCCUUCAUGGACAGGCUAACAAGCUAGGUCGCAUUAAAUAUCAUAUGAAUUUCACAAAACCUACUUCGGAUAUUCAGUAUUUUUUUCUUCGACAGGUCGGUCCUUCGGGUGCUUUGUUUGGAAUCAUCGCUUGCCUCCUUGUUGAACUAGUUCAGAACUGGCAAAUCAUCAAAAGGCCUUGGGAGAACGUUCUUAAACUUGGCGUCCUGACUGCACUCCUGAUUGUAAUUGGCUGUUUCCCAUGGGUCGAUAAUUUUGCUCAUUUAGGUGGGCUAAUGUUUGGGACAUUGCUGGGCUUCGCCUUUCUACCUUACAUUACGUUUGGAAAAUGGGACAGACGUCGGAAAAUUAUACAAAUAGUCGUCUCCAUUGGCUUGAUAAUAGCCAUAUGUAUCGUAUUGUGUAUAGUGUUUUUCGUGGAUCAGGACAGUACGUGCGCUGGAUGUCAUUAUAUAAACUGCAUUCCAUUUACAGAGGACUUCUGUUCGCCAUCGUUGCGUGGUCGGGGCCUGGAUCCCAGAAUUUUGAAAGGAUAAGGAAGGAUAAUUAUGAACACGGGUGGAUCGUGCUGGAUAACAGGCAAUACGUAGACAUCAAGGCAGGGUACUUGAUAGGAUAACAGGCGAUAUUUUGGUACUGUAAAUGAAAAGUGUUAGUGUACGUGAACACAGACAUGCUAUUAGGAUAAUAGGCAUUGUGCGGGUACAGGACAACAGUUGAUAUUUUUUUAAAUGCACAUGGUGAAAUGAUGGAUACAUUGGGAUAGACAUGAACACAAAGUACACCAAUAACAAGAUUCCUAGUUGUGCUGUGGUAGACUGGAGUGAUAUACAAACAGGUAGCAAAUAUUUAAGAUCUGCUGCUUUUAUUAAAUGUUUUAUUUUGUACCAAUAGAAAAUUAGUGAAGGCAAUUCACAUGUUUGGAUAAAUCACAUUCCUAGUUUAAUAUUAUUGUUUAGUUUCCAGGGAGCAUUGAACAGACAAAAAUUCAUGUUCGUACUUGAACGAAUAACACGUACUAAGUAUCCUCGCGGAAAGUACUUAGCCAUGGUUAUACCGUGUUUGAGGCCUGUUUCAAACGUCGCGCUUCUCAUGUGCCGAACACAUUAGAAAAAAUAGAUAAUGAGGCAUUUCAGCUGACCAUCUAUUGUUUUUAAUGCGUUCGGCACAUGAAAAGUUCGACGUUUGAAACUGGCCUGAGAUAUUGGCUUUAGUGCUCUUAUCUUGUUACUGAUUACCAAAUUAUAAACGUGUCUCUUAUAUUCACUGAUAUAACUACAUGGUGUCAUAAAUGUGUCAUUUGUAACAAGGUAAAUGACUUUAACUAUAGAAAUAUUAGACCUAUACAAUGCGUGCUCCUAUCCUUUCUCAGUUAAACAAGUGACGCCCAUUGAACUACAAGUAAACGUUUAUUUAUAGUUCAAUGGUGACGCCACAUUAACUGUUCAAAAUGGCCGAUUUAUAAGGGCAAAUUUAUAAUCUCGCCCCAUGACCUAAACGGUGUAUAGGCGUAUACACUGCCCCUUGGGCGAAUCCAACAUGGCCGAUUUGUUUUCAGUUUGGACACCAGUCACAUGACCAAACACGCAUUCUAGGUCUAAUAUUUCUAUGGCUUUAACCCAAUAUCUCAAUCAUGAAAGCAAGGCCUAUAGCCAAGAUUGAGAACUUCCCGGAAGGAUGCGAAGGAUAUACAGUUACCUGAAAAUAUAAGCAGAACUUUCCGACGCAAGGCCAUUGCUCGCAACGUCGAAGGUUUACUUAUAUUUUCACGGGUACAUCACACCGAUCGUUCGAGAUUUUAUACAUAAUUCCAAUGCAGUGGCGUAAUGGAGGAAGAUGAGGCCCUUAGCCAUAUUUGGUGUGGGGGCCCCUGUUGACUGUUAUCAUUGUUUGACUGAGAUAUUAUAUUUAUAUUGAAUAUUUAUAGAAUGUUGUGGAAAAUUCCAUGUCUAUAACAAUAACAAUAUAACAGUCCCCAACACAUGUAACAACUAAUAAGAAUAAUUUUUGUUUUAUUUGAGAUGGAAUAAAAAAAUGAGUUACCGUUGUCGAUGGAAGUUUAACUUUGCAUUUUCCCAUUGAUUCUUAACCUGCAUUUUUUACGUUUUCUAAUUUUCUGGGCGACAGGCCGUGGCUGAUCGGGCCCCUAACUGUCGGGGGAACUAACCCUACCUAAUGAGCUUUACGCCACUGUUCCAAUGCUAAGUUACCGUAUUCUUUGCUUUCGUAAUCUGGAAGUGAUCAGGCAUGUGAAUUAUCCAAACUUGUGGAUUGGGUCGCAACAUUAUAAACGUGUAAUGUGUAAUUUUAGAUAGUCAUUUGAUAUUUGUUUGCUAAAAUAAUUUAAGCUGUUUUUUAUAAACAUGGAAUGUUUUAAUCAACGAUAUUAAAGUGCUUAUCAUACGUCCUGCUAGAGCGCACAGCUGACUUGAAAAUGACCGUAAAGUAUUUGUCCAGUUAGAUAUAGAGGGCACUGCAUCGAAUUGGAAAUAGUUACUGGGGGGGAGGGUCAAUCUCAUCUCCCUUGGCAACUUUUCAACCCAGUCACACGGCCCACUGAAUUGCAAAAUCUGAUUCCCAGUGCUCGAAAUCCUAGUUUCGCAGCAGAAGGAAUUGUGAGGGGUAAUUGUGACUAGGAGAGGUUCCGCGUGACUGGCCACAUUCCAAUAUCAUAUGUAAUACGAUACCACAAUGUACAUGUUUACCAUUGACAAAUGGCCCAAAACACCUGAGUGCAAUUUAGUUCUAAUGUUACGUGUUGUGGACUUUUAGUGUUAUGUCUAGCUGGAAUGGACCUCAGGGCCGUUUGUUCGAAUGCCGAUUACACAGGCAAAAAUCUCACAUCUUGUAGCAAGUCUGCCAACAAGCCGUCAACAAGUUGUCUUCGCACUGCUUGUCACAAGUUGUCAACAAGUUUGGAACAAGCUGUUAACACCCUGUAACAACCUUGUUGAUAUCAUCAUCAAGCUUGUUACAACGUUGUUCCAACAAGUCCGAUACAGUCAUGAUAUAGCAGUAUUGUUACAACCUUGUAACAUUCUUGUUUAUCAUGACUGUAUCAGACUUAUAAUUGUUUUUGUUUGUGGAAACACCACGUAAAUUUAUUACUGCAAAACUUUCGAUCCGUAAGCCCGGAUCUUCAUCAGUGCUAAUAAUAUGUAUCAGACUUGUUAGAACAACCUUGUGACAAGUCUGAUAAUACCAUCAAGCUUGUUACAAGUUGUUAACAGCUUGCUCCAAACUUGUUACAACAACUGGGAACAAGCAGUGCGAACACAACUUGUUGACGGCUUGUGAACAGAUUUUUAACAACUUGUUUGCAGACCUGGAACAACUUGUGCGUUUUUACGUGUGUAGCUUAACCCUAGGUUAAUCUAAAAUUCAAAGCAAACUUGCUAAAAGGCUUGUUUAUUAAAUUGGAAAUAGAAAUACAUAAACUAAAACAGCAGGUUAAAUUUUAAUCCAGGGUUAGCGCUAACCCAGGUUUGAACAACCGGCCCCAGAAGUGACGUAAUUUUCAAACAAUGAAUUAUUGACCAAAAAGUAUCCCACAAUGGCAUUCCUUUGUAUUAAAAACUGCAUGACGUAUAAAGCACUUCUUAGGUCUAUUAAGCAAAAACUAAUGUUGCAAAAUUUGCGUUUAAAGUUUUUUUAUUGUACAAUAGUUCUUAUUUAGUGUUUUGCAUUAUGGUCUAGUUUUAGAUUUAUUUUUGUUAAUUAAUGACCAAGAAUAAGGCUUGACAUUUUUUAUUAAAAACGACGUUUCGGAGUUUACUCCAUCAUCAGGUUAAAAGACUAUACAAUGUAUCAAUAAGAG
Molecule: messenger RNA, 16130 nt
Organism: Paramuricea clavata
Lineage: Eukaryota; Metazoa; Cnidaria; Anthozoa; Malacalcyonacea; Plexauridae
Source: the annotation of a GenBank genome assembly